CCACACCAGUGCUAUGAGUGGAAGCCAAGCCGCUACCUUCGACACUCCGUCUUCGCCUGAGGAUGACGGGAACUUCCGCCGCAGUUUGCAGAUUGAUAUGAAGGGCUUAGUUGGAGAUGCUGUUGGUAAUAUGAGCAUCAGUCCUGGCAGCCGCGACGUUGUUCUAGCUGCUCGGAAAGGGCUCUUCAUCAUAGACCUCGAAAAUCCCUUGAAUGUCCCCCGCUUUCUCCCUCAGGGCGGUACAUGGGACGUUGCUGACGUGCAAUGGAAUCCUCAUAUGUCCAGGAAAGAAUAUAUCAUCUCGACGUCUAGUGAGAAGCUACUGAUCUGGAACUUGUACAUCUCCGGGAAGACGUCUAUUGAACACAUCUUGCGCUCUCAUUACCGUGCCAUCACGGAUAUCAACUGGCAUCUCCACGACCCCGAUGUCGUAGUGAGUACCGGUAUAGAUUCAUGGUUAUGGGCAUGGGACUUAAGGACACCUCAAAAACCCAUUAUUGGGCUAUGCGCCUUCAAUGCCGCCGGUACGCAAGUGAAAUGGAACCGUAAAGACGGUAACCUGCUGGCCUCUUCUCACAUGAACGAAGUUCUGGUUUGGGAUAGACGGGAUCCCUUCCAGUGACCACUAUCAAAGCUCACGAUGCCAAGAUAUACGGUAUCGACUGGGCGCACGACAAGCGUGACGAGAUUGUGACUUGUUCCCUUGACACCACUAUCAAGGCUUGGGAUAUAUCCCAGUCUCCCAACUCGAAUGGUUUUCAUGAGCCCUUUUAUACUAUUCACACCACGUAUCCCAUUUGGCGUGCCCGAAAUUUGCCGUUUGGGAAAGGUGUGCUCAGCCUCCCUCAGCGCGGGGAGACGGCGUUGGAGAUGUGGAUACCGCAAGACCUGACCGAGCCCGUUGAGCGUUUCGAAGGACACGCAGACGUUGUCAAGGAGUUUGUUUGGAGGAAAGGAGGUCGAGACGACUCGGAAUUUCAACUCAUUACCUGGUCGAAGGACCGGACGCUCCGCUUCUGGCCCUUAGAUUCCGACGCCAUGCAGAAAGUGGGCACGUCUCCCGUUACCAAGGCCUCCACUGUGCCAGGCUACUUCGAUGAUCGCGUUUCUUUCAGCAAUCCACCUGCAGGCUCUGAACCUCCGCCAGCCUUGUCCGCUCCCAUAGGGCAUCGCUCCAUUCUCGCAGAAGUUCGGGCUACACAGCCUCCCCGUCCAUCCAAAGUUAAUGCCCUGAGACAGUCCCAAGACGCGAUUGCCGGAAGAUCAUCUUCAGCGACGGCACAGAAGGCCAAGACAACUCAGCAGCCUUUGAAAGAGAGAUCAGAAACGAUGAGUCGCGGAUAUGUCGGUGGUCGCUCUGCUCAGAUCACGACGUUCGCUUGGCUAUCCUCAGUCAAAGUCGGGCACAAGAGAGACACUAGCUCUGGACCUCCGAGCGGCGCGGACAGCGGACAUGCGUCACGCUUAAACUCAAGAUCUCGCCCGCCAUCUGUUGCUGACCCUUCAGUAUCUUCUUACAGGGCCAAGAGCACGAGUAGAGAUCGAGAUGAAGAGGAUCGUCGAGAAGCUGAUACAAAUCAAUCAUUGCAAGAGGAAAUUACGUCCGUGAUCAAUCGACUGAGUGCUUCAAAAGUCAAGCUUGAGAAGUUCGAACUGGCCAAGCGGCGCGCUUGUACAUUUGGCUUGCAUGGGCCUUGGGGAGACGGCAUGUCUGUCUUCAUCCGUAUAUCUCUCAUUUUUCCAAAGGAUUAUCCUCAGGCUAGUCAUCCCGGUGGCACUCCCCAGGUCGAUCUAGAGCGGAAUCCAUUGAUAUCCAUGAAAACUAGGAUCCACAUUCUCCGUCGUUUGCGCAUCAUUCGGGAACAAGAACGGCCUUGCUUAGAAGCGUGCUUAAGAUUUCUUCUAUUUGGCGACGAGGACACAAGUAGUAGAGCACCAUCACUUGAUUCCGCGUCGUCAUCGGAGGAUGAGCUAGGAAUUAUUACCAGGCGACCGAAGGAAGGAACUACGUCUUUACUUCGUUCAGACAAGAACCUUGCGGAGCCUCGAACGUCUCAGGGUGUCUUCGGCCCUAACGGGGAGCUUGUGUGCUUCUUCCGAGCACCGCCUCGCAUAGUGAAGAAUAUUGGGAGAGAAAUUUCUACAUCUCCUUCUCCCGCUCCGCAAGGCGAGGCGACACCAAGAUUGUUCUGGUCUCCGGUACUCCUUUCGGACGCCAUGCGUCGUCUGGCUCUUGCCGCUAACGACCGCGAAGUUGAGUCUGUCGAUAUGAAGCGGGCAGAGAACGCCCACAGCAUCCUACGCAUUAUGUCGAAUCUUUUCACCUUCUCAGGCCAACCGAGCCAGAAGGUCAGGCGUGUGUCGGAAUACUCCAAGCCCUCAGAAGAUACUCCGAACAACUAUUCGCUACUUCCGAACCGGAGAAGUACGGUCUACAUCAAAGAUGUCUCAAUACUUUGUGGUAUCGACGUCGUUGUGGCAAGAGACUAUGUCUUCCCCUUCCCCGACGCUGUGUCCGCUUGCAAGACGAACAUCGAAACUGCUAGGUUCUAUGGGCGGUUGGAUCAUGAACGAUUAUUCGGUAUUUUCCAGGUACUGGCCGGUGAUAUUCAGAAGCCCGGAGUGGGUGCCGCACACGCGAGUUCUCUGUACACGGUUCGAAACUCCCUGACUGCGAGCAUGAUGGAAAAGCUAUACGAAGAGCUAUCUCAGGAGAAAGAUAUCCAGAUGUUGGCGAUGCUCUCUGUCAUUCUAUUGCGCCUCGCAGUAGAAAUACCGACGGCGGCGACGGCGUCGCCAAUAUCCCGUGUCGCGCCCCCGGAUUACUUCAGCUACAAACGCAAUUCUCAGCUGCGACAGAGUCCAGUGUCCCAGCUCUGGACCCGUAAUAGUCCUUCCACCAACACUACUAAUCUUGUCGCUCCGCCGUUAGCAUCGCCUUCUUCUUCAAGGGGCUCGUGGUCCAGCUUGUUCAAUCCCACCAGCAUGCGGAAACUGAUCACAGCUUCUAAAGCAGGGAUGCCCACUCCUGCUCCGAGAACGCACUAUUCUCCCCAGUCUCCCCUCACAAGAGAGUUCAAGCGCGACUCUCCUGCGCAACCAUACACUUCGAAAUCAUGGUCGGAUACUACGAAGUCAUGGUCCGAUGCUACGGAUAUUUCUUCUUCGAGGAGUACCACACUCUCCUCCUUGUCAUCCCAACAUCGAGGACGACGUCCAACAUUUUCGCAAGUCGUGGGCAAUAGCUCACAACCCGAGAAGAAGCGCGUCUCGGUAGAGAUAUUUUCCCAUAUGAAGGUGCAGAGGUCUAUCUUCGGGCUGGAGCUGCGGUUACGACGUCAGUUGGAAGCACACGUCUGGGCAUACGCGGAAAUGCUCCUGGCAUGGGACCUGGCGCAAAAGCGAGCUGAACUUCUCGAAACUGCGCGCGUCGAACUGAUGACUGCUCCUGAUCUUUCGCAUCCUGCAAUGGUCAACAUGUUGCACUCCAGUCCUCUGGGCAUCGCGCGAAUAUGCGCUAUCUGCGCACAGAUAAACGAGCCUGAUGUUGAGUUCUGUGCGUCGUGCGGUGGCCGUCUAAAGGUUGAAUCGUGUUCUAUAUGUCGUUUACCGGUCCGAGGUUUGUCGCACACAUGCUUGGUAUGCUUGCACGCAAGCCAUGUCCGUUGUUGGAGAAAUCGACAGGAUCCUUCAUGUGCUACUGGCUGUGGAUGCGAUUGUCUGGGAUCCGUGGCCGUAACUCCUAUCACUCAGUCUCCCAGUUCCAUGCGUUACAACUUCAUCCCAGUUCCUUAACAAUGUGGUCCACAAUGUGCUGCGGUCUGCGAUCACGCUGUGCUAUGCUAUCGACCCUAAUACCUGUGAUGCCUUUGUACGUAUACCAUGCCAUACACAGUUCAUCCUGCAUCUCCUAUGUUGCGACGGCGACAUGAGUGGAUCGUCUUUUAUGCAUCCUCCUGCUUCAGGAUAUGCUCCACAGUCCUGGCCUCCUCUUUGGUAUGGAUACCGUCCUCUCCCUGCCUCGUACGUACUCUUCGUCUCAAACCCCUCCGCUCAUUGGCAGUGAGUAUAUGCUCCUGGGGUUCUAUUUUGACAAUAUGAGAUCUGGGUCGACCAGAUGACGAUGAUUCCCGCGAAUGUCGGGUAGCUCGUAUCUUUCGUCUACUCGGCUCUGCUUGGCUAGGGCCAGGCUCGCCAUCCUGAAGCUCCUGCUUCACAUUUGGCUUUUGCUCAGCACGAUCCUCUGUUGGAACUGGCAUGACACCUCGCGCCAAGAGUAUCUCUAGGUGUUAGAUGUCAGCAAAGAGCUCCGGACGCUGGCAAUGAGGGGUACGUCGGUAAGCAAGACUCGCCUCUGGGACGAUAUAGAAACCUGAAAACUGCGUAUGGCCCAUCCCCAGCGUAUCUCGGGGCCAGAAAUUGCGGCACUUUGCCGUCUGGUCUAUGCACUUCUUCACCUAGCGUAACAUGAUGUGCCCCAAGCUUUUUGCUGCGUUCGUGUAUAGGGCCAACGUCGUGUACCCGACCCCUGUCUUGAGGGUCCUGAGAAUGGUCCGCGCGCAGACCUGCAUUACCGCGGCCUAUAAUGCGAUGUAUCUCCACCUGUAUGCAGCCCAGGUCAGGAUCGGUGCCAUCAGGGUCUGCAAUCUCGUCGUCAUCGGUGGUCACCACAGGAGAGAACUUGAACGGUCGGACCGUGCUAGCGGAGGUGUAGACGCCCUCCAUACCUCCAACCUGCGGACGCAGGCUGGGCUUCCCGCCGACGGGUCUACCGUCCAUAUAGCAUGCGACCACGCAUCCAUGGAGGGUCGACUGAUCCAUCCAGCAUAUUCUGAAUUG
Molecule: messenger RNA, 4839 nt
Organism: Phanerochaete carnosa HHB-10118-sp
Lineage: Eukaryota; Fungi; Basidiomycota; Agaricomycetes; Polyporales; Phanerochaetaceae
Exons: 20
Coding region: 871-3795 (974 amino acids)
Source: RefSeq, a predicted model, not a curated record